Molecule: messenger RNA, 294 nt
Organism: Adineta ricciae
Lineage: Eukaryota; Metazoa; Rotifera; Eurotatoria; Adinetida; Adinetidae
Source: the annotation of a GenBank genome assembly
AUGGUCAAUGACUUUCAACUUAUUAUAGAUGACGAAAAAUAUUUUACUUUAUCUAAUGAAUCAGUAUCAACUAAUCGUGGAUUUUACUCAUCAGACAAAGGAAAGACACCACCACAAGUAAAAUUUAAACGAAAUCAAAAAUAUCAACGAAAAGUUUUAGUUCGGAUUGCAAUAUCAACAAAUGGAAUCUCAUCACCUUUUUUUCCUGAACAACAACAAGCUAUUAAUGAACUUCAUCUCAUUACAGCAAUAGCAUCACUCGUUAUUUGGAUCAAAACAAUGUACAAUUUGUGA